Molecule: messenger RNA, 819 nt
Organism: Coniosporium apollinis CBS 100218
Lineage: Eukaryota; Fungi; Ascomycota; Dothideomycetes
Exons: 2
Coding region: 1-819 (272 amino acids)
Source: RefSeq, a predicted model, not a curated record
AUGGUGACGAAUACGGAAGCCGCUACGGUCUGGACCUUCAGGAUGAGCGCAGUGGACGCGACUACAUGCUCCGAAACGGUUCACAUCCGUAAAGUCUCGAACAUAUCGACCAGCUCAGACGCCACAGCUACUUCGGCCUCUACCACAAGAACCCUAAACACGACUCUCUCCGCCGACACGGACGUACGCGAUCUUACUACCGCUUCGGUAGACAAGGGUGUAUUCAACGGUGGCCAGCUCGAUAAAACCCGUUUCGAGACGAUACCACACCAGAAGCUCCUCACGUCCGCUGCAGUUGCUACCACCGGCGCCUCGGACCUAAAGUGCAAGAUCAACCACGGAAGCACGAAUGCUUCCACCAAUGCCAUCUUUUGCGACACGACGACCGAGUCGACCAAUCCGCACUCAGCUGGGAAGGUUCCGUUGAAAGAGACCUCGAUGGCCUUGACACUCUACCAGGAGGCCCAAACAGCUGCUCCUGGAGCUGCCACGAGCAUCACAAACCAGCAAUCAGACGAUGAUCAAAACGAUGUGUCGCUUGCAGAAACCGCGCAAACCCUCAAUAGAUCUAGCGCACUCGAUACAGAUGGUCUUCGCCGCUCCGUCAAAGCCAGAACCGACGCGGAUGAGAAGUCCCGCCUGGGUCGGCUCCUUCGCAAGCCUAUGGCGUACAAAGGGCAUGUCUUCCAACCUGGGAAGACCAUCCGCAUUGCUCACAAAAUGAGCAAGAAUCACGCCGUCGCCAAGUGGGUUCGCGGACAUGGAACCGGGAUCCGCAAGGGUGAGGCAGUCAAGGACAUGGAGGUGGCUCGCCGGUAG